GGGCGGUGUCACGGAUUUUUGAUAGGGGGGACGGAUUGACUGACCGAAACCCCUAAAAGACUGUCUUCCCGAUUUCUGCCCUGUGUACUACAAAUUGUUACCACCACUACGACACCGCAAUUAAGCACACUGCAGUGCUAGCACAAUGGAAUUUAACCAAAUAACGCACCUUAUAUCAUAUACGCAGACUUCAAUUUUUUUAAGGCGUUAGUUCUUUAGAAACAGCUUUUGACGAACCGAGCCGCACAUGUUUUGGUUGAUAUCCCCACAGAGCAAAUAUUCACGCCGUACACUUAGGCCUCUGUUGCAGAAAAAUUCCAGCAAAAGAACCAGUCGGGGGCAGGUGCAGUGGUCUGGACCCAGCUCGACGAUACCGUCAUGGAUUGCGUGGGCAGAGACAACUACCUGACGUCGUUUAAGGUUCCUGGCGGGAUUACCUGGGGCCAGAUGAUGACGAAUCAGCAAGAAGCCGGCCCAGAAACCGCACUGACAACCGCGGGAGAAACGUCAUCAGCACCCAGUAUCUACUUCACUACAGAAGACGGUCGGUUGAUAGGGCUGGGCACGCCGCUCGCCCAGUCUCCGGCGACCAAUGCGACCACGAUAACCACCACGGUCCUCUCGACCGUCCCCUCGACCAGGGCAGGCUCGUCAAACGCAACAACCCCUUCGACUGGUCCGCCCCAGGAAAGCGCCAUGGCUCUCUCGUCCGGCAAGGCCUCGUCAGCUGACGCAGCCCCUUCGACUGGUCCGUCCCACUCCCAGGGGAGCGCCACGGCUCUCUCGACCGGCGAGGCCUCGUCAGCUGACGCAGCCCUCCCGACUGGAGCGUCCCAGGAGAGCGUCACGGCUCGGGCUCUCUCGACCGGCGAGGCCUCGUCAGCUGACGCAGCCCUCUCGACUAGAGCGUCCCAGGAGAGCGCCACGGCUCUCUCGACCGGCGAGGCCUCGUCAGCUGACGCAGCCCUCUCGACUGGUGCGUCCCAGGCAUCGGAGAGAAACCGCGAUGAGAUUGAAGCGCGCCUCCAGCUCAUCCGCUCAACGCCACUCUUUAGACGGACGCCGGAGGAGGUGACCCUUCUCCGCACCUACCUCAGCUUACAGAUCCUGGAGGACCUGCUGCAGGGAGGAACUCCCAGACCAACCCUGACAUAUGUGCUAUGAGCAGGGCUGCGGAACCGCAGCUAGAGCUGGAUCCGGAGCCGCCGGAGCCGGCAUCUUUUGCCCGGAGAUGGAGGCGGAGCCGGAGCUGUCGAAGUUGGUGGCGACUCCGGCUAAAUUUGUUUGUUUUGUUUUUAAGGAAAAGGUUAACUUAAUUAGUUCGGUUUGACAGUACGGACAGUAAAACAUGUACGUACGUCAUGGGCCAUCACGUGAAUGAAAUUCGCCUCAAAUAUAUUAUUCCUUUCUUGUGAAGGAAAUAAACCAUUUUAA
Molecule: messenger RNA, 1434 nt
Organism: Amphibalanus amphitrite
Lineage: Eukaryota; Metazoa; Arthropoda; Thecostraca; Balanomorpha; Balanidae
Product: nuclear pore complex protein DDB_G0274915-like
Exons: 2
Coding region: 379-1164 (261 amino acids)
Source: RefSeq, a predicted model, not a curated record